AAGUUUUAUUAGCUUGAAUUGCCCAGCAUCGGCUUCCAUGUUUGGCUGGCAGACAGCUUGGAAUUCGGAAUCGGUGAACUCUUUCUUGGGUCGGAAGAUGUUCCUGGGCGCACUAAUUGACAUCGUGCGAUGUCCAAAUCAGUGAGGCAGCUGCCACUUCCCCGCCGCCUGGCAGACCGAUUGCAUCCCCGUUCUGAAACGGCAGUUAUUGAUUCCAUUUAGAGGUUCCUAAUGCGGAUCGCUGAUCAAUAGAUUGGCCACGGGGUUGAACGGCUCAGGCAGCGGAGAGCUGCGCCACCCAAACACACACGCACACAUAGAUUCGUACCGCUCACACAGACAGAUAGGCGGGUGUUCUGGGUGCGAACGAACCCUCGAUGCUCUUUGAGUUCUCAGUCUGAGACGGAGGCAGCUGGCGAGCGGUUGAUCGCGCGCUCCAAUUCAGUGCGAGAUUCGCUGGACAGGGAUUAGUCUGUGGUGCUGCAGAGUGCUGCUGUGGCAGCUGCUGGUGCAAGCAGGUACCGUCUUUCCAACCAGAUUGUUGCACAACCGAACGGGUUCAUCGGGCGUAUACGCAACCAGACGCGUUAAUAAAUUGCGCAUACGACGCGGUGCCGCGACCAGUGAACCGCCAGUCCGGUCAGUUAUCGUACGACACUCGACGGUUGACAACGCCGAAUUUCAGGCGUUACACGUCGCACAGCUAAGCCAAUGGGCUACGACGACGUCAUCACCCACCUGGGUGAAUUCGGGCCGUAUCAGAAGCGCAUCUACUAUCUUCUCUGCCUGCCGGCCAUAGUGUGCGCCUUCCACAAGCUGGCCGGGGUGUUCCUGCUGGCCAAGCCCGACUUCCGAUGCGCCCUGCCCUUCGAGAAUGGCAGCACCUAUGAACUGUCGCCCCACCUGUGGAACCUAUCGUACCCGCAGAAUGAGCGCUGCUCCUACUACGACGUGGACUACACGGCGGAGUACCUGAAUGGCAGCAUUCCACGGAGCAGCAACGACACCAAGAGCUGCACCAGCUACGUUUACGAUCGGAGCAAGUACCUCAACAGUGCUGUGACCGAGUGGGACAUGGUCUGCAGCCGAAGCCUGCUGAGUGCCACCAGUGAUUCCCUGUUCAUGCUGGGCGUGCUCCUGGGCAGCUUCAUCUUUGGCCAGAUGUCCGACAAGCUGGGACGCAAGCCCACCUUCUUCGCCUCGCUGGUGCUGCAGCUAAUCUUCGGCGUUUUUGCCGCCGUGGCACCCGAGUACUUUAGCUACACGAUUUCCCGCAUGAUUGUGGGCGCCACCACUUCGGGAGUCUUCCUGGUUGCCUAUGUGAUCGCCCUGGAGAUGGUGGGCUCCUCGUAUCGCCUCUUCGCUGGCGUGGCCAUGCAGAUGUUCUUCUCCGUGGGCUUUAUGCUCACUGCUGGCUUUGCGUACUUCAUCCACGACUGGCGUUGGCUGCAGGUCGCUCUGACCUUGCCGGGAUUGCUCUUCCUGUGCUACUACUGGAUCAUUCCGGAGUCGGCGCGUUGGCUCCUGAUGAAGGGUCGCAAGGAUGAGGCCUUUGUGAUCAUCGAGAAGGCGGCCAAGGAGAACAAGGUGGAGGUGCCCAACGAAGUCUACGAGCAGCUGGUGGACGAGGUGGCCGAAAAAAAGAAGCAGGACGAGAUGGCCGCAUCCCAACCAGCGGCCACCGUGUUCGAUCUCCUGCGCUAUCCCAAUCUUCGCCGGAAAACCCUGCUGAUCUUCUUCGACUGGUUUGUGAACAGUGGCGUGUACUACGGCCUGUCGUGGAACACCAACAACCUCGGUGGAAACCAACUGGUUAACUUUGUAAUCUCUGGUGCCGUGGAAAUACCGGGUUAUACGCUGCUCCUCUUCACUUUGAACCGUUGGGGUCGUCGCUCCAUCCUGUGCGGCACCAUGCUGGUGGCCGGGAUCAGUCUGCUGGCCACCAUCUUCGUGCCGAGCGACAUGAACUGGCUGAUCAUCGCGUGCGCCAUGAUAGGAAAGCUGGCCAUCACCUCGUCGUACGGCACCAUCUACAUCUUCUCGGCGGAGCAGUUCCCGACGGUGGUCAGGAAUGUGGGUCUGGGCGCCUCCUCCAUGGUAGCUCGCGUGGGUGGCAUUCUGGCACCCUACCUGAAACUGCUGGGCGAGAUCUGGCGACCGCUGCCGCUGAUCAUCUGCGGCGCUCUGUCCCUCACCGCCGGACUGCUGUCCCUGCUCCUGCCGGAGACCCUGAACAAACCCAUGCCGGAGACCAUCGAGGAUGGGGAGAACUUCGGCAAGAAGCCGGCGCCACAAGAAGCCGCCGAGGACGGCGGCACCCAAGAGCUCAACGGGAUGCUCAACGGCAGGUCGGGCUAAUUGGAGCCGGGAUUGCGGCCGAGCACUUGAUCACUCAACCUACUCUGACGGCCUUAAUUGGCUAGCGUUCUGGUCAUUUCAACGAAUUUAAGCAUUCAGCGCACUUCCUUCCAUUUCUCCAGAGAUGUAUUUCGUUCAAUUCAUUCCAUUUUUUGUUUACCUUUACAAGCGAUUUAAUAAAAGUCACACAUAUUCAAGUCGUA
Messenger RNA from Drosophila erecta, 2561 nucleotides. RefSeq names its product organic cation transporter protein (gene Orct). Bases 712 to 2358 code for a protein of 548 amino acids. Gene Ontology annotation, cellular component: membrane. The transcript has a single exon. Gene Ontology annotation, molecular function: transmembrane transporter activity. The record is from RefSeq and is a predicted model, not a curated record. Gene Ontology annotation, biological process: transmembrane transport. Lineage: Eukaryota; Metazoa; Arthropoda; Insecta; Diptera; Drosophilidae.